Messenger RNA from Bombina bombina (fire-bellied toad), 1029 nucleotides. RefSeq names its product gasdermin-E. Gene Ontology annotation, cellular component: cytoplasm. The coding region runs from base 115 to 921 and encodes 268 amino acids. The record is from RefSeq and is a predicted model, not a curated record. Gene Ontology annotation, biological process: programmed cell death. The transcript is spliced from 5 exons. Lineage: Eukaryota; Metazoa; Chordata; Amphibia; Anura; Bombinatoridae.
GUUUACUGAACUACGUGAGAUGUUACUUUAGCUGCUAGCAGUGUCUGCUGGGACUUUCCUUUAUGUGUCACCCCUUAUGGCUGCUCUAUAUAUUAGGAAAUUUCAUAAUAUAGGAUGUUUGCCAAAGCUACAAGAAAUUUCCUCAAGGACAUUGAUGCUGGUGGGGAUUUAAUAUCCGUUUCUAGCCUGAAUGAUUCGGAUAAGGUCCAACUUCUUAGAGUGAUGGCAAAGAAAAGACGAUUUUGGUGUUGGCAGAAGCCGAAGUAUCAAUUUUCAUCAGUUAUGUGCACACUGAGUGAUGUACUCACUGAGGCAAAACCUGUUAAACCAGUGGUUGUGGAGUCUGAAUUUGUAAAAUACAAAGGUACAUAUGGUGAUGUAAUACAGGGAAAUAUUGAUGCUGACGUUGGAGCGCUUCACAUGAACACUUCUGGCUCAGGAUUUGUGGAAAGUCAGUGUUCUUUUGGUACCCUCAGAAAGCAAGAAGUAGAUAUACAGCACCUUAUGAAAGAUGUGCAAAACAGGAGGAUAAACCUGCACCACCCCUUUAUAGACCAGCUGCAUGAGAACAAAAACGACAUAUUGUGUGUUCUGAAUGAAAAGAUCGUAACAACACAAAAAUGUGUAAUUGCGGAGCAUACUCAGACAGAAGAAAAAUAUGGAGGUAAACUGGGCAUCAAGGCCAAAAUAGUGAAGGUAACUGUUACUGAGAAUGGAAACUUCAAAAAAGAUGAAAAUACCGUGUUGGAAAUUCCAGCUCCCACUGCUAUCGCUUAUGGUGUUGUAGAACUGUACAUCAAGCAUGAUGGUCAAUUUGGUAAGUUAAACAUUGUGUUUUAUGUGACUUGUGAAAUGCUAUUUAAGAACGGAGUAUUAAGUAGGAAGCACUUUUUGUUCGGUGUGAUAGAAAUCAGAUUAUGAUGUAAUGGUGUGCAUUGGGAAAAUAUUAAAUGUUUAUGAAGAUGGACUAUAAUUAGAUGGCUUGUGGGAAGGAUAAGAGGUGUGUGUGUGUGUGAGAUAGCCUGUGGA